Molecule: messenger RNA, 7063 nt
Organism: Epinephelus moara (kelp grouper)
Lineage: Eukaryota; Metazoa; Chordata; Actinopteri; Perciformes; Serranidae
Gene: tmem117
Product: transmembrane protein 117
Exons: 8
Coding region: 381-1943 (520 amino acids)
Biological process (GO): intrinsic apoptotic signaling pathway in response to endoplasmic reticulum stress
Source: RefSeq, a predicted model, not a curated record
GAUGCUAUGCGUGCUGUGUGGACCCAGCUAUCUCCAUCCACUCUACAGCAUCAGCGUCCCGCUAACAGCCCAGAAACUGCACCGUCCGGCGGGAACCCGCUGACGAAGCACCGCCCGGCUGAGCUAGCCCGCCCGGCGCAUGGACGCUCCAGCACAAUGGCAGAGGAUUUGGGGGUGCCUCUGUUGUGUACCAACAACAGGUCGCAUGGAUAAUCCCCUCCACAACCCUCCCGUAUCAUCUCGUGUUUGGGAUGAUUAGAGCGCCGCUGUCGGCUUGAUGUGGCAGGAGAGCCGUGCAGGAGCGGGGCUGCUCGUCCUGGCUGUCGACUGAGAGCAAAACGGCGUGGAGCAGGUGUAGAGUGGCUGGGGGGCUCAGCAGGAUGGAAAUAGAUGCCCGUUUUCGCUACUAUUUCCAGCACCCGUGGUCGCGUCUCAUCGUGGCCUACCUCGUCACCUUCUUCAACUUCCUCAUCUUCGCCGAGGACCCCGUCUCUCACAGUCAGACGGAGGCGCACAUGAUCGUGGUGGGCAACUGUUUCUCCUUCCUGUUCAACAAGUACCCGGGCCUCGGAUGGAACAUCCUGAAAGUAAUCUGCUGGAUACUGGCCAUUAUCACUGGCCUGGUAGCCGGGAAGUUUAUAUUCCACCGCCAGCUCUUUGGUCGAUACCUGCGCCUGAAAAUGUUCCGCGAGGAUCAUGGCUCCUGGAUGACCAUGUUCUUCAGCACCAUCCUCUUCCUCUUCAUCUUCUCACACAUCUACAACCUUUUCCUGCUGAUGGCUGGGAGCAUGGAGCCUCACAUGGUGACAGAGUACAUGGGCAUCAGGAAUGAGAGCUUUAUGAAGAUUGCUGCGGUGGGAACGUGGAUGGGAGACUUUGUCACUGCUUGGAUGGUGACAGAUAUGAUGCUCCAGGAUCAGCACUACCCAGACUGGGGCAAAGCAGCCAGGAGGUUCUGGAAACAAGGCAACAACAGGAUCGUCCUCUUCUGGACAGUGCUCAUCUCUCUGACGUCGGUGGUGGUUCUCGUCAUCAGCACCGACUGGAUCAGCUGGGACAACCUGAACCGAGGCUUCCUGCCCAGCGACGAGGUCUCCAGAGCUUUCCUGGCCUCCUUCAUUUUGGUCUUCGACCUUCUCAUUGUCAUGCAGGACUGGGAGUUCCCUCACUUCAUGGGUGACCUGGAUAUGAAUCUACCAGGAAUGUCAACAACGCAUGUGAAGGUCAAGCUUCCUGUCUGCAAGAGCAUCUUUAAAGAGGAGUACCACAUUCAUAUCACAGGUAAGUGGUUCAACUACGGUAUCAUCUUCCUUGUGCUGAUUUUGGACCUGAACAUGUGGAAGAACCAGAUCUUCUACAAGCCCUAUGAGUACGGCCAGUAUGUCGGGCCCGGCGAGAAGAUCUUCACAGUAGAGGAGCCAGAAACGCUCAGCUUCUUCAACCACAGCACUCUCACCUACGAGUGGCGCUCCACCAACAUCGAUCCCAACAGCAACGUCACCUACGUGCAGCGGGACAUGUUCCUCCACAGCCGCUACACUGGCGCCAGCCUGGACGUCAAGUGCCUGGCUUUCAUCCCGAGCCUGGCGGCGUUUGUUCUCUUCGGGUUCUUCAUCUGGUUGUUUGGGCGAUUUCAGGACAGCGAGACCUUCACAGAAAACCAAGACAAGACGUAUGAGAGGAUAAAGAGGAAGUCGCCGUCGGAGUACAGCAAGGAGAUGGGCGUGACACCAGAGGAGGUGCAUGGUACCAUGAGUGACAGCCUGAAACGAGCAGGGACGCCCAUGCUUCUCUCAGUGGACGGGCCGCACUUUGGAGCGACGCCCUCUACGAACUCGACUAUUUCUAUGGAAACCCAAGAGACACAUCCGAGCAUUGUGAUUGACAGCGUAGAGCAGGAGGAACCAGCAGUCUCUUUUGAUGUCCACAAGCUCUCUCCGUGACCUUAUGAACUCCUGACACUUUGAAGUCUGUAACUGCAGGACAGGUUGAAAAGGAGAGCUUAAGAUGCAGUUCGUCAAGCACUUCAACCGUCGCUUUUCUUCAGAUAAAGCCAAGCUGCAACAGGAGUUGACCACAACUGCUCCUUCAGGAGAAGGACAAAGUGAUGUUACAAGAUCACUGGAGACAGUCCUGAUGGCGACUGCAUUGAAUAUAUUUUUGUAAAACGAUCUUUUUAAAAAGCCUCUAAUACAGCACCGAUUCUGAUAACAAACGUCUUUUGACACAAAAUGCAAACGCUACACUGACAUGGUGCUCACUCGGAUUUUGCAUUUUCAUAAUUCAAUUUUGUCACGGGAAACUAUUUUGGUGCCUAUAUCAGAGGAGUAUUUGUACAGUCGUGACACUGCAGUCAGGUGGAUCACACCAGUGUUACAGCUACACUAGUGCCUUGAUAUUUCAUAUCUUUAAAUACAGACAGAAUCCUGUUCAGUCUAUACUGCUACUAUAGGCAACAAAAUGGAAGAUGUCCUAGUUACAACCUGCUAUAUUAAAGGGACAAUUCACCCCAAAUCAAAAAUACUUAUUUUUCCUUGUACCUGCAAUUCAUUAACUUUUUUUAAAGUGCUAAUUAUGUCUGCAAAGGAAAACUAUGUCAGCAUCUGUUUGAUCUAAUAAGAUGAAAUUUAUGUUUUUCUCAUCUCACUUCAGUCUUUUGCAGCAAACUGUAUCUACUGGACUGAAAAAGAAAUUUAUUAGAAAUUUAUUACCACAAGCCGAGUACCAUCUGGUCUCAUUAUGUUGGAGAGAAGGCAAACAUCUCUACAGUCGAUAUCUCCAACACUCUGCAACUCACACCAAAACAAUCUAGACUGAUAAAUAGCACCACAGGUAAGAGGCAAUAUAUGUAUUUUUGAAUUUUGGGGUGAACUGUCCCUUUAAUGUCUUAUAUAUGCUUACAUCUUAUACAGACAAGUGUUACCUCAUUUGAUCCUAAGACUUAAUCGUUUUUAUUUAUUCUCAUGUGGCGUCAGUCUUACCCUCACUCCUUGUUGAAACGACAUGAUUAUGAACAUCAGUGUACUUUGAUGACCUGUUCAUAUCCCCCUCACUUAAUAUUAGUUGCAGAGAUAAUAAAUGCAAUCAGCUAAGAUCAAAUAUCUAACCAACAAGCCACCUCAUGAUUGCUUAUGUGGCUGCUGCACCUGGACUGAAUACCAACAGUGUUGGAAAGGUGGUUUUGCCCUUGGCAUAAACAUGCCAUUGAAGUGCAGGAGAGGCUUCUGCUCCAAAGCUCAGGGCUUCUUUAUGUCUAGAUAAACCUUAACAGUUUUAAAAGCAGUUUUGCAGUCAUGGUAAAUGCAUGAAAAAUUAUUUAUUUAUUUGAAACAUUAUCCAAGUGUAAAAAAAAAAAAAAAAAAAUCCCUGAUGUUUGAACGCAACUGAAACCUGCAGCAUUUAUCUUUACACUGGCUUUGAAACUGUUCACUGCCCUUUUACAUAUUUUCCUAUGCUACAAAGUCUCUUUAAAAUACAUAUAUUUGGAGUUUUUGGUCCAAAACAGUAUGCCCUUCAGGGGUUUUUUUUUUCAGUCAAGUGCAAAUACUAACUUUGACUUGCAUCAUAUGAGUUUGGCAUUUUUCAGUAAGUACAUAAAAUUUGACCAAAGAUACCAAAUAAUUCAGUAUUUUGAAUAAAUAUUGCUGCAUAAGUUGAUAUGCUAAUUUAAAAGAGAUAUAUAAAUGACAGAAUGGAAUGAUAUUAAAUGUUUUUGUAUCACUCUGCAUUAUAAUGGACUGAAAUGUACUAUAAUGUCCUGGAAAAUUAUUUCCCAAAAAAGAGGGAACUAUCAAAAAUAACCACAUCCUUUCCUCCCUAACAACUCAGUCGUGAGUUUUGUUCAACAUUAUUAUGAGUAAUGUAGCCCGGAGUGUGCCACCAGAUUGGUUAAAGACUUCUGCAGUGUUUAAUUAUAAUCAAUUAAUACAUUUGAAAAGGCUGUUUUAAAUCAUUUAAUUAAAUUUGCUGGCAUUUAUAUAUUUAUAUACUUAAGUAAAAAUAAUGAUGAUUAAAAGAUCAUUAUAUUUACCAAUUAAUGAUUCACAUUUUUUUAUUCUGUCUGUAAGUGAUAAAUUAAAUUAAAACGUCAAAAUUUAUUUAAAAAGGCUUUUAUAGUUGACUUUUUAUAUUCCAUUUACUUAUGUGUCUGCCUAACAUCGUGCAUCUCAUAAUUCGUUUUUCUGCUGCUUUAACAUGUGCUCAAAUUUAAAGAUGUCUCUCUAUAACUUUAAGAUGUGUGAGCGCAUCUUAAAGUAAAAUUAGCCCAUUUUCAGAAUUCAUAUUUUUAUUCCUAUGGUCUGAGACAUGUUCACAAAAAUUUGUCUCGCAAAUCCAAAAACUAGAGUGCUACAACUCAAAUGUGUGAUAUCAUAGGGUAUUAAGUCUGGAGCUGCUCCAUAGAAAAUUAAUUGGGAAAAAUGUUAUAGAUGAGACUGAGAGCACCCAAUGGGAUGUUGUGAGUAUAUGGGUACAUUCUCUGUUUCAGACCUGGGAACACUACAACAGAAUAAAGAUCAUUUGGGGCUCCCAAAACAGGCUUAAUCAGGCUCCCAUUCAUUUUCUAUGAAGCAGCUCCAGACUUUAUACACUAUGACAUGACAAGUUUGAGAGAGAGUAGCACAUGUUCACAGAUAUUGAUUGAACUUUUCUGGGCCAUGGAAAUAACAUAUUGGAAUUCUUAAGGGUAUGAUCACACAUGAGCGAAUUCAGGAGAGUGUCAAUCAGCUGCCAAUACAAUAAUGUGGGCAGUGCUGAUUGUUACCAUAGAUAUAUAAUAAUAACUAGUCCAUACCCACUGAGUGCACAGUUGCCCACGUACAGUUUCUCAUGGUGUGUGUUUGGGAUACAGGUCAUAGGAAAUUGCAGAUUAAAUAGUCAACUGAACCCAUUAAGAAGAGCAAUGUAUUGAAUUUGAUAGUACGAUUGCUUUAUUGAAAGUACAGUAGUACCAUUGCCAAUAGUGGGAUAGUUAGUGGGCUAAAACUGUACAUUAGUAGUUGAGGUAGCACGUUGAAAGGCAGAUAGUUAAAGUCAUUGCCUUAUAGAAGCUCAGUUUUAGUAAGUUUUCCAACUUUUGCCAAGAGGGAACUUUAGAUAUUGGUCCCUAGAUUAUGUUCACCUAGUUUCAUGCAGAUCGCUCAAACUUCCUAGGAAGAGAUCGAUUUUAAGUGUUUUUCAAAAAAUUAAAAAUGGCGGAAAAUCUAUAUAACCGGAAGUUAUGGGUUCUUGAGGCAGAUUUGUUCUUCAUGAGGAGAGGCAUCUCUGUGCAAAGUUUCAUGUCUCUCUGACAUACAGGGCAUGAGAUAUGCCCAUUCAAAGUUUGCAAUUUCAGUCGGUUGCUAUAGCGCCCCCCUUUGGCCAAUUGAUGUAAUAGUGCUUCAUUCGCAUCCUCCCAUGACCCUUUACCACUGUGCCAAAUUUCAUUCUUUAUAGAGUAAGACUAGUUAAUUUCAAUGAAAACUACCUACCUGGUGCAUACACCAAAAAAAGUUACUGGCUUUUGGGUUUACCUCCGCAGUAUGCAGCCCACUGAAUAUGCCCAGUUGGAUUGUAUUUCUCCCACUCGGCCCAUAGACUUUAAGUUGUGAUGAUGUCACAGAUUUUUAAUAUCUUUUUUCUCAGCUUGAGGAAAGUUUAACAGAUAUGAAACCUCCAUAGAUAAAAAAUGCACAAUGAAAACAGUCAUAAUUGACCUUGUUUGCAGUUCGAGGUGUCCUAUCAGCAGUGUUUCAGAUGUCUCUUAUAUAAUGGUGGUCAAUGGGGAAAAAUGCUUUUUUAAGCUACAGUGGAUUUUGUCACUGCAAUACCGUGAGUGGCCACUGGGAAACACUGGAAGCAAGGCUGAGCUUCGUUCCUUGAGGCCUGGUUGUGACGUGCACGGAAAGCUAGCUUGCUAAUAAAUACCGCAAAAUAUGAUGUUAUUGGUGCAUUUUUGUUUUUCGUACAUACCACAGCCAGGCAGCAUCUCUCAUGUUGGACGGUUUGUAUUUUAAAGCCAAUAUCUAAAAUAUCGUCCGAUGAAACAGCAAAAAUAAGUGUCUCCUCCAUGCAUACUCCUUUGCUAUUGGUUGAGGCUGCAACUCUGCAGGUCAAAGGUCACCACAGUUGAACUCCUCAGCUUGCAGUGAAAGGAAGUGAUUGGAAGGUGAAUAUUUGACAGUGUUGCUCAUGUGUGACAGUACCUUAAAGCUGAAUCUAAAGCAGCAGCACAGAGAGCUCUGACUGGCCAGCUGCUAUGUAUCAGCAGGGGUUGGCCCAGUCUGAGCGUCUGAUGCUGCUCAGUGGGGAGCAUUUCAUUUAAUUUUUAGGUGGCACACUGCUUACGUGUGUUCAAUGUCAUUAUUAUUACACCAUUCAAAAUUACCUUUGUGUAAUCAAUGUGUUAAUUCAUUAGUUGAUUAUAUAUAACACUGUAAAACUUGAUGAUUGCUCUGGUGCCACACUCCAGAAACCGUACAGGAAUUCCCUGUGUGUAUGAGUGUGUAUGAGUGUGUAUGAGUGUGUGUGCGUGUGUGUGUGUGUGUGUGUGUGUGUGUGUGUGUGCGCAUUGUGGAGGCAGAGGUGUCUCUUUGUGUCUGUAAAGGAUGUUUUAUACUUAAUAGUGCAUGUUGUGCGUGUGUGUGUGUGUGUGUGUGUGUGAGAAUGUGUGCACUGGAGGCUUAUGAAGUGCGUAGGUGUUUGCUACUACACUUGUUUUUGACAAAGGCCAUUCUGUGAAGAGGUCAAUUUAUUUAGCAUAAUUGGUUUGCAGCUCUUGGUUCUGUAAUUAUCCUUUUAUACAUUACAGCUCUAUGAGGACAUUAGAUAUUAGUGUCUCACCAAAGGGCAGAACCUCUCUGGACUUGAACGGGCUCUAAUCUGUUUGUAAUGUAUUGUGUUUCGGUUUAAAGUGAGGGUUUGCCUCUUUGUUGUUAAUAUUUUUCAUUGAAUUGUGUUGCAAAACUGACACUUCCUUCAGUCCCUGUGUGUUUGUGCUUUUCUUUUAAAGCAGAGGAAAUCUCCUUUCAGUGUCUGCUCAGUGUAUUGUACGUCUGUUGAACCUUGUGUUACCAAUAAAUUAAUA